Messenger RNA from Eurytemora carolleeae, 2250 nucleotides. RefSeq names its product neuroendocrine convertase 1. Lineage: Eukaryota; Metazoa; Arthropoda; Copepoda; Calanoida; Temoridae. The record is from RefSeq and is a predicted model, not a curated record. Gene Ontology annotation, cellular component: trans-Golgi network; Golgi membrane. Bases 231 to 2180 code for a protein of 649 amino acids. Gene Ontology annotation, biological process: protein processing. The transcript has 19 exons. Gene Ontology annotation, molecular function: serine-type endopeptidase activity.
CCUUGGUUCUACCUAGUUCUCUAAUUGUUGAGGCCAGUUGGACCAGUGGUAGAUGAGUUAUAAUGGGACAUCCUAUUAAACAAACGGUGAUUACGACUUUAUAUGUAUAAACAAUAAUACUUCUGUGCCCCCCCCCCUCUAUACACCUACCAAGUUACAAGUUAUAAAUGACACCUGAGGUGUUUAUCAAGGAUUAACAAGUGUCCCCAGUUCUCUUUACUCCGUCCUUCAUGAAGGUUCAGAAACUUUAUCUUCUCCUUCAAUUAGUCCUGCUAUCAAGUAUACCUGGAUACAGAACUGUUAACUCACAACACCAUGGACAGGAUGCAACAAAUGAAUGGAUGAAUAGGUGGAUUGUUGAACUAGAGUCUGGAGAAGAAGCCGAGAUCUUUGCAGACGAAGUUAACCUCAGGAUGGUUGGAGAACUACCAGGUUUUCCUCACCAUUAUCUUCUAGAGAGAACAGUUCUUGACAGAACAGAACAACAAGGGGGACAGGAUACAUCCUUGACUAAUCUACUAGUAUCAGACAAUAGAGUGAAAUGGGCUGAGCAACAGUUCGAGAAAGUUCGAGUAAAACGAGGAGUUUAUCUACCCUACUAUAUUUUCUCAGAAACAUCAGGAUUACGAAGUAUAGAGAAAAGUAUUCCUGCAGAACUAUUAGAACUCUGGAGAGAAGAGGAGAAUUAUAAUAAACCGGAAUUACCAAAACAGAAAAAGGAGUUGUUUAAUGAUGAACUUUGGGAUCAUCAAUGGUAUCUACACGACACAAGAUCCCAAGCUGGAUUACCAGAUAUAUCCCUUCAUGUAGUUGGAGCCUGGAGCCGAGGUAUAGAUGGGACCGGAGUUAAUGUAAUAGUUCUUGACGAUGGAUUAGACUACACUCAUCCUGAUCUAGCUGGAAACUAUAAUCCACAACUCAGCUAUGAUUUCAAUGAUAAUGAUCCUGAUCCUAAACCUAAGAGUGAGACGGCUAGUCAUGGAACACGUUGUGCAGGGGAGAUUGCCAUGCUACCCAAUAAUCAUCUGUGUGGGGUGGGAGUAGCCUUCAACUCUACUAUUGGCGGGAUUAGACUUCUGGAUGGAAAAAUAUCUGAUGAAUUAGAGGGAAAAGCUUUGUCCUGGGCUCUAGACAAGGUUGAUAUAUUCUCCUCCUCCUGGGGUCCUAACGACGACGGAGCAACUGUUGAAGGUCCAGGCCGACUUGCAACCAAGGCUCUAGAGAGGGGUAUAAGAGAGGGUAGAGGAGGGAAGGGUGUUAUAUAUGUUUGGGCGAGUGGUAAUGGUGGAAGUCAUGGAGAUGAUUGUAACUGUGAUGGAUAUACAGCUAGUAUUUAUACAUUGUCAGUUAGCUCAGCUAGUCAGCAAGGGUCAGCUACAUGGUAUGGAGAAUCUUGUUCUUCUACUCUUACAUCAGCUUUCAGCAGUGGAGCAUAUACUGAUCAGAAGAUUGCAACUACAGAUUUAGGAGGUGGAUGCACUGUUAGCCAUACAGGAACCUCUGCUGCAGCUCCCCUGGCAGCUGGUAUAUUUGCUCUGGUUCUCCAGGUAGCUCCAACCCUGACAUGGAGAGAUGUUCAGUACCUGGCAGUCUAUACCUCGGAUCCAACUACAUUAAUGGAGAACACAGGAUGGAGAAAAAAUGGAGUUGGGCUUCUGUUUAAUCCAAGUUUUGGGUUUGGAGUUCUAAACGCUGACGAGAUCGUAUCCGCCGCAGAAGAUUGGGAAAAUGUUCCUCCUGGAGACUCCUGUGAGAUCCAUCCAGGAGCAGAGAAUACUAAUUUACAGGGUGGACCAGGAGAUGUGAUCAUACUACGGUUCAAUGCAUCAAACUGUAGUAUUAACUAUGCGGAACAUGUCCAGGCGUUUGUUUCCAUAACACAUCCGAACAGAGGAAAUUUAGACAUAGUUCUGCGUUCACCUAUGAGGACAGCAACAAGAUUGUUGGCUCCCCGGCCUAAGGAUAAGUCUGACCGUGGAUUCCAUGACUGGGGUCUAAUGUCAGUUGAAACCUGGGGGGAGGCCCCACAAGGAGAAUGGAUGCUUUAUAUAUCAGAUCGAAGCUCAGGGUCUGAUUUGAACUGGAAGGUCGAGAGUAGUAAACUUGUUAUACACGGGAUAAAAACCCUUCAGAACAAAAACAUUCGUAUACUGAGAAACAUUACUAAAAUGCUUGUGUGAAAAAAAUAAAAAUUUAUACAAUAUUCUGAAAAAAUGAGGAUUUUUAAAAUAAAAAUAUACUUUUAACUAA